This is a messenger RNA of Neopsephotus bourkii (Bourke's parrot), 2567 nucleotides long. It is a transcript of the gene LRGUK, whose product is annotated as leucine rich repeats and guanylate kinase domain containing. Bases 23 to 2422 code for a protein of 799 amino acids. The record is from RefSeq and is a predicted model, not a curated record. Gene Ontology annotation, cellular component: cytosol. Lineage: Eukaryota; Metazoa; Chordata; Aves; Psittaciformes; Psittacidae. The transcript is spliced from 20 exons. Gene Ontology annotation, molecular function: GMP kinase activity; protein binding.
AGCAGUGCUAGAGGACUUCGUUAUGAAACUCCACUCCCAGCUGCAACCCAAACAGCCCCCUUGUGGGGAAUUUCAUUUCCUAAAUCCCCCCUUAAUCCAUUCCUUUCCCAUUUCUGCUGCUCUACAGGGUCAGUUUGAGGGAGUGUUGGAUGAAGACACCGUGGCUGAGGGACUCCAUGAGCUGGGGCGCUCAGCCACUGGUAUUGAAUACGUCUAUCUUAACCUGUCGCUUUCAGGUCAUGAGUUAAGUGACAUUAGCAUUCUCUCCAGAUACAUUCACCUACAGAAGCUGGAGCUUUCAUCUAAUAAAAUUAAUGAUCUUUCUUGUGUCAGUUACAUGCCUUACUUACUAGAACUGAAUGCUUCCAACAAUGGAUUGACUACGUAUUUUGGUUUUAAACCACCUAAAAACCUCAAGGUAGUCGAUUUCUCAUACAAUCAAAUACCUAAAAUGGAAAACUUGUCAGCAUACGAGUCACUCACCAAACUCUUGCUGGAUUUUAAUAACAUAGAGGAGAUACAAGGACUGGGGAGAUGUCACAGUCUGACUCACCUUAGUUUGUCACACAACAGAAUUACUGCAAUCAGUGGCCUUGAGAACCUACCUAUCAAAAUACUCAACCUGAGCUUUAACCAGAUUGAGAAGAUAACUGGGCUGGCCAGCUUGAAAGCUCUACAGACAUUGGACCUCUCCAGCAAUAAAAUAACUAGUCUAGAAGGCUUGAAGAAACAUGAUCUACUACAGGUGAUCAACUUAGAGGAUAACCAGAUUGCUGAGCUGCACGAACUUAAGCACAUUGAAGAUCUGCCUCUCCUCAGAGUUUUAAAUCUGUUAAAGAAUCCUGUACAGGAGCAAGCAGAUUAUUGGCUCUCAGUGAUUUUCAUGCUGCUCAAACUAACAGAACUGGAUCUCAAGAAGAUUUCAGUGAAAGAAAAGGUUGCUGCUGUGAAUAAAUACGAUCCUCCUCCAGAAGUAGUUGCUGCUAAAGACCAUAUGACUCAUGUUAUUCGUGGCAUGAUGCAGCCCCAGAAGAUCUUUGACAGCACUUUACCUUCCCUUGAUACUCCCUACCCCAUGCUGGUAUUUGCUGGUCCUGUAGCCUGUGGUAAGAGAGAGCUUACUCACAAGAUCUGCAGACAGUUCAACAAUUUCUUCAGAUUUGGUCCCUGUCACACUACCAGGGAAGCUUACUUUGGAGAAGAAAACAGGCUUGAUUACUACUUCGUUACUCAAGAAGAAUUUGACAAAAUGGUGAACAUGGGGCAGUUUAUAGCAACUUAUAAAUACAAUGGCUAUUCCUACGGACUUGCAAGAGACACUAUCGAAUCAAUUGCCAGAGAGGGUCUUGCAACUUGUGUUGAAUUAGAAUUAGAGGGUCUGCGUAGCUUGAAAAACACCUACUUUAAACCCAGAUGUAUCCUGUUAGUACCACUUAGCAAAGGCAAAUAUAAGGAGCAUCUGCGGAGGAAAGGACUAUUCAGCAGGUCAGAGAUUGAAAAGGCAGUCUCCAGAGUGGACAUGUACAUCAACAUGAGUGAGGAUUUUCCAGGGUACUUUGAUGCCACUAUCUACACAGAUGAACUGGAUGAGGCAUUCACAGAACUGAGUAUCCUCGUAAGGGAAUACCUGGAUUUGAAACCACCUGCAGUUGCUGAUAGCGUUCAGGACUCGAACAGCAGAGUAGGAGCAGCUUCCAGCAUACGGCUCUUACGGCAGCAAAGAUUCUCACCUGGUGGUGUAACUACUGGAGCUACUCAGUGUUCAUUUGCCAGUGAGUUCUUGGACUCUUCUGCCAAAAGCUACCCAGGAGGCAUCUCAGAGAAACAUGCUGCACAACUGAGGUCUAUGGAAGAAGCUUCUUUCCAAAGACGUUUCUGUGCACUACGUCAGGCUCUGUUGGGGAAAGCACCUAAUGCAUAUGUCCAGCCCUUCCAAAGGGACCUGGCAGCCACUCCUGCACCAGGCAGCUCCCAUCAGCAAUUCCUGGAACCAACAAUACAUGCUUCUGUGCUCUCAGAUGGAAGGAAUAUGACCCAAGACCAGAGCUACCCCCUGAGUAGAGAGAGACGAAAGAGUAAACUAAAAAAAGCCAUCAAGGGGAAAAACUGCAAAGAAUCUGGUCCUGCCAGGGGACGAUUCCUGGCCUCAUCUGGUGCCUCUGCUGCUGAAGGUCUGCCUGUUCGGAGCCCUGUUCCUCAUGCUCACCCCACUGAAGAAGCCAAAGCUGAGCAUCAAAAUCCAAGAAGAGCUGAAGAUGGAGUGGGCAGAUUGAGAGACACUGAAUUCUCUGCUGAGAAUCCCCAGAGAAAGCACAGCAAGUCCAAGACUGGUUCUUCUCAAGUGCCCCAGCUCAGCAACUGGUCAGGCUCCAAACCUGUCCUACCUCCAAUCCCACCAGGGCGGAAGAAGACCACCCGUUGAUGGCCACUACUAGCCAAGCCUUUGUUGUGGUUACACUGAAUCUUUCUGCCUAAUAGGAACACUGAUUUUUAUAUAUCUAUUUCUCUUCCACAAAGCAAAGUCUAUCAAAUAUUAUUCCUAAAUCCAUUUCUAAUUAAUUCUCCCC